Harmonia axyridis is the source of this 7459-nucleotide messenger RNA. RefSeq names its product sortilin-related receptor-like. The transcript has 22 exons. Bases 81 to 6476 code for a protein of 2131 amino acids. The record is from RefSeq and is a predicted model, not a curated record. Gene Ontology annotation, biological process: post-Golgi vesicle-mediated transport. Gene Ontology annotation, molecular function: protein binding. NCBI's taxonomy places the organism in Eukaryota, Metazoa, Arthropoda, Insecta, Coleoptera, Coccinellidae. Gene Ontology annotation, cellular component: Golgi apparatus; membrane.
AUUAUCCAUCUAUUGUUUUUUAGUAAACAGCUGACCGUUAGUGGUUGUGUUUGUGCGGAGUUAAUACAAAUGUCAUCAAAAUGAGAGUGUUUUUGAUAUUUACCCUCAUUUUUGCUGUUUAUUUAAAUACGGUUCAUACACAUCAAAAUACAUUAAGUGGAAAUGCAGAUUCUACUAUAAAAGGGCUGUACACAUUCAAUUUGGAUGAGGAUCAAGAUGUAUCUUCCUUAACUAGACGUAGAAGGGCUGCUGAUAACAAUAAUAAUAUAACAAGCCCUAUAAAUGUCAAGGUUAAAGAGCUUGAUGACAGGCAUAAACAACUGAUGGUUCAUUGGGUUGGAGAAGGAAGUAGCGUCAUCAUUUGCCUUGCAAGAGAUCCCGCACCUUUAUCUGAUAUCACACCUGUUAGCCCUUCUUCAGUAUACAUUUCCUACGAUUAUGGUGACACAUACGAGGAAAAAAUUGAUCAAUUCAAAUUGAAGAAUAGAGAGGUAUCAACGUUGGACAAAUUCUAUAAUCAUCCCAGAUAUAACACCCAUUUCAUAUUCACUGACACCAAGCACAAAGCUAUUUUUCUUACCACAGACUAUGGUAAAACAACUAGAAGAAUAGAUUUGGAAUUUACUCCGAGUGAUAUAUUGUUCCAUGAGUACUACUCCAAUACUUUUUUCGUUCAUGAUAAAAUCGAUCCAGAAAUGAAAGUAUAUUUAACAGAAGAUUUUGGAAGAACUUUCACGCUCUCUAGAGACUUCGUAGUACAGUUACAAUGGCUAAAAGAUUCCUUUGACAAUCCACAUCUCAUUGAAUAUAGACUUGAACCUUCAAAAGCCGGUACAAUAAUGUAUUCUCCGACAAUGUUUAAGAAACCACCAAUAUUAAGAUAUGCUAGAAGGGUUAAGGAUCUUUUCAUAAAAGAUUCUUAUAUAUUUACAACCAGAGAAGGAGAAAAUGGAAAUUUGGAUCUUUACGUUUCGUAUAAAUUUGGAACCCAGAGGAAAUGUAUUUUCGACACCCAGCUCGAGAAGAAAAGUUAUUUUAUUGUUGAUGUUACUGAAAACAGAGCACUGGUUGCAGUUAGCCAUGGAAAGACUAUUUCUCAUCUAUAUGUGUCUGACAACCUUGAUGGUAAAAAUCGUCCGGUGGAAUUCGUCCUUUCACUCGAAGAUGUACUUUGCUAUUUCCCUAAUAACACUUGGCAUGAAACUUUAAUGCAGCUUAUGGCUGAAGAAACGUUUGCUGAUGUCUACAAAGUCGAAGGUUUGUCCGGAAUCUACAUUGCUUCAAGAGUGGUGAACAAGCCGAAAGGUUCUAAUCUAGGUCCUCAAAACUUGGGCUCUGUUAUAACUUUUGAUCAUGGUGCUACUUGGAGACUAAUUCGAGCACCUCAGCGAGACAAUGAAGGGCAACUUAUAAGCUGUGACAUUCAUAAUAACUGCUCUUUACAUCUUAGUCAGAAGUUCAGUUAUUUAUAUCCGGACACUAAAACAAUCAGCAUCCAUUCUAGCAAAUCAGCUCCUGGUCAAUUGAUUGCAACGGGUGUAAUAGGAAAUUCGUUGAAGGGACACUACGGAGUUUAUGUGAGUAACGAUGCCGGUUGGACAUGGCGACAGGCCUUGAAAGAAUUGUAUUUCUUCAACAUGGGCGAUCACGGUGGUUUGCUGACUGCUGUUAAAUAUUACAAAAGUAGAGGAGAAACCAGACACAUACUGUACUCGACAGAUGAAGGGGAGACAUGGAAGCAAGCACCUUUCCACAAUGAAACUCUCAGAUUGUACGGCUUGAUGACGGAACCCGGUGAAAAUACAACCAUUUUCACCAUGUUCGGAUCGUUGCCAGAUUAUCACAAAUGGAUCAUAAUAAAAGUAGAUCUGUUGAAGGCUUUCCAAUACAACUGCACAAAAGAUGAUUAUAAAACCUGGUCUCCGAGUCAAAGCGAAAGUGGUCGAAACUAUGUCCCGUGCAUUAUGGGCCAACAAAGAACCUACCAAAGAAGAAUGCCGCAUUCGAAUUGUUAUAACGGUCUGGAUUACGAUGCCCCAAUCUCAAUGGAACCUUGUAACUGCGAUAUCUUGGAUUAUGAAUGCGAUUUUGGAUUUGUCCGGACUAGUAAACGUGGACACUGCAUAAGGAACAAAACGGUACUCAUCGAUCCCUACAAAGUGCCCGAGAAAUGCCCUCCUGGACAAUUUUACAACAGGACCAAAGGAUACAGAAAGAUACAGGGGGAUCUGUGCGAAGCUGGAUUUGAAAAACACUAUUUACCUGAUCAAGUACCAUGUCCAUUUGUUGAAGUAGACGAUUUUCUACUAUUUGCCCAGAGAGAAAGGAUAUCACGGUUCAAUCUUGUGACAAAAGUGUUGGAGGAAUUGCCAGUUAAAAAUCUGAAGAAUGUUAUUGCCAUUGAUUUCGACAUGAAGAAUAACUGCGUUUUCUGGGCUGACGUUAAUUUGGACAUUAUCGGAAGACAAUGUUUGAGUAACGGUAGUGUUCCUGAAAUUUUGGUCUCCAAUGAGUUGGCUUCGAUUGAGGGUAUGGCCUUCGAUUGGAUUUCCAACACUCUUUAUUUUGUUGAUGGUAAGAGGGCAAAAAUCGAGUUGAUCAGAACAGACAUUCAUCAUAGUGGUAGGAUGCGUAGGACUAUUUUAGGGGAGAACGUUUUGAAGAAACCAAGAGGUAUUGCCCUUCACCCUAAGCAUGGUUACCUAUUUUGGACUGAUUGGUCAGCUGAUAAUCCGUCAGUGAACCGCGCCGACCUAGAUGGUAGUCACAUAAAACCAUUAUUCAAAAAACCCAUAGUGGAAUGGCCUAAUGGUAUAACUAUUGAUUACAUAGCCGAAAGAAUAUACUGGGUGGAUGCAAAACAAGAUUAUAUAGCCUCUGCAGAUCUACACGGGGACGAUAUGAAGUAUGUAAUCAAGGAUAGCAAAGAUGUUUUACAUCCAUUCGCAGUUGCUGUUUUCAAGAAUACUAUGUUUUGGGAUGAUUGGAAAACGAUCUCGAUAUUUGCCGCAGAUAAAGAUAGCAAUAUUGGUGACCAUCAAAAUUUGGAAGUUGUCCAGGAAAAACUCGUAGGUCUGAUGGAUCUCAAAGUGUUCUAUCAUGGCAUUCAAAUAGGCAACAACACGUGCACUCCAAACUCUUGUCCGUAUCUAUGUGUGGGUUCUCCAUCGAAAGAGGGGCACUCUUGCCUCUGCCCCGAUGGUAUGAUAAGAUUGAACAACGAUUGUCUUUGUCCUGGCAAUGUGAAACCGUCAGUGAAUGGAACAUGUCCCAAGCAGAGCGGCACUUGUGCACCGGAACACUUCACAUGUCAGGAUAACUCGUGCAUACCGAGCGGAUGGAAAUGUGAUGGUGAGCCUGAUUGCAGCGACGGAAGUGAUGAGGUCAAUUGCAAAUCGCAGAACUGUCCACCGUUCAAUUUCGUUUGUGGUGAUGGGCAGUGCAUUCCACGCUUUUGGAUAUGUGACUUUUCCAAUGAUUGUGCAGAUGGCUCCGAUGAAGUCAAUUGUACCAAACUAAACUGUACCAAGGAUCAAUUCACUUGCAGUAAUGGUCGGUGCAUUUCGAUGAAAUGGAAAUGUGACGGUCAGAAUGAUUGCAAAGAUAAUUCAGAUGAACUGAACUGUAGUGCUUCGGAACCUCUUACUUGCCGAAUUGAUGAGUUCCGUUGUGGAGGCGGUGGCACGAAUUGCAUUCCCACCACCUGGAAAUGUGACGGUGAGAAGGACUGUAAGGAUGGAUCUGACGAAUUGGAAUGUGGUAAAACUCAGUGCUCCGAAGAUCGGUUCUUUUGUGGGGCCCCGUCCAACACUUGCAUUUACAAAGCUUGGGUUUGCGAUGGUGAAAGGGAUUGCGUAGGUGGAUUGGACGAGCAAAACUGUACGGAGUCUGCUGUUCCACAAAAGCCUAGCCUACCCGACUUGUUUCAUGCUCAGAAUGGUACAUGCACGGAAUGGAUGUUCAAGUGUAGAAAUGACAAGUGUAUCCCUUAUUGGUGGAAAUGUGACCACUCUGAUGACUGCGGCGAUGGUAGCGAUGAAAUUGGCUGUCAAAAUAAUGAAGCUCCAACAUCUCCCUCUCCUACUCAAUCAACCAUGAGUAUCGUGCCAAAAUCUUGUGGUCAGAACGAAUUCCAAUGCGCUUCGGGGUCUUGCAUAUUGAGCAGUUGGUUAUGCGAUGGAUACAUGGAUUGUUUCGGAGGAGAAGAUGAAGUUAAUUGCUCCAGCACCUGCGAUCACAAGCACUUCAGAUGUAGAAAAGACGGCAGUUGUAUAGCGAAAGAAUUGGUUUGUGACCGUAAAAAAGACUGUCCCGAUGGAACAGAUGAGUUGAAUUGUGAUUUCCAUUUACCUAAAGUUCCAGAGGUGCCAAAAUGUGCCUACGGUCUAUUUUCGUGCGAUGAUGGUCUUUGUAUUCCUCUCUCGUUGAAGUGUGAUGGUAGAAUGGAUUGUUCCAAUGGAUUUGAUGAACGUAAUUGCGAUAAAGUCACCAGAGUUUAUCAAGUUCUUCAGAUGGGAGCAGAUGAAAAAAAUGCAACAAGUGUAUAUUUCUUCUGGUGGAUGCCAUUACCUUCGAAUAUAUCAUUAGAUUUUAUGCCCAGCAUCAGCAAAAUAGAUGAAAACAAAUGGCUGAACAUGUCGUGGACUAAUGAAUCUCAGUUUGUCUUCAAUGACUUGAAGCCAUUCACCCAUUAUAACAUGACUGUCUACGUUAGGAAUACGAAUACCAGUGUGAUAUUUCCUCCAGCCAAAUUCAUGCAAGCGACUACCAAAGAAGGUAUACCAUCAGAACCUUACAACAUAACUGUCAAACAGGUGGAUAGCGCGCAUAUCAAUAUUUCUUGGAAUAAGCCUUUGUCGCCGAAUGGAAUUGUGGAAUUUUACGAAAUAGGCAUGCGUUCGUUGGAUCCCAAUUUUUCAAGAAACUUACAAAUACACAAUAGGACAGAGACGGAUUAUCUAUUGGAAGAUGAUUUUGUGCAUAACAUGACAUAUUCUUUCUUCGUUACGGCUUCCAAUAGAUUCCAUAAAAGUAAACAAUCUGAAAUAGUCACCUUUACUUUUGACAGGAACAUCAAUUUGAAUGGCAUUGAAAAUUUAGUGGCUCUGGACGUGACAAACAGCAGCGUAACUUUGGCUUGGAAUUAUACAGGAGUGCAACCGGAAGGUUUUCAUAUUGAUGUGUUCAUAAACGAUCAUGCUUAUCCCCUAUCAGAACCUCGAACCACUAAAGAUUAUAAAAUUACCAUUAAUAACCUGUCACCUGGAGUCAACUAUCAGUUCAAAAUUUACGCAUACAAAAAGCAUUUCAUCGGUCCUACUAUAAUUAUUGGACAGCAUACUAAAGGUAAACCACUUCCGGAAGUGGGUAAUAUUAUAGGAUCUAUCAAUUCUACCGAGGUUAACCUCACCUGGGAAAAGGUUCAUGAUGACAGAAACGCUGAUUGGAUAUAUGGGGUGUACUAUGGAAUAGAUGCUACAGAUUUAUUCAACAAACCUAAAAUAGAAACUUCGAAUCUUUCUGCAAUCAUUUCCCAAUUGGCAGCGUGCGAAACUUAUACUUUCACUGUUGGAGUUGUUGGUCCCCUCGGUUACGGGCCACUUUCCCAUAAUUGGGUAGAAUUUACCACAUCUCCUGAUCUCAAGGCACCACCGAAAAAAUUAACAGUCGUUAAAGAUAAUGGUAAUCCGCUGAGGAUGAAACUGCAAUGGGAACCUUCUUGUCGAACUCCGGAAAGCGUUAGAUAUGUUAUAAAAGUGCACCAGGAAGUGACGAAUGCAACUUCAUUAUUCAAGCUGAAAAAACAUGACGGCAAUUCAAAUAUGCAGCACAUUUUUGACGUAUCCUAUGGGGGUAUCUACAAUGUGAGCGUGGCAACUGAUGAAAAAGAUGCAAGAUUCACUCCUAGCGUGGAUUACGUUGCACCUCCAAUAUUACCGCCGUAUGAGGUUAGAGUUCUUGUGGAGAAUAAUGGUAGUUAUGUACUGUAUUGGCAGGAAAGAGAAGUUCCGCAACUUGUUGGGCAGUACAUUUACGAAGUGAUGGUCUCGGAAGGUGACACCUUAAACGAGAAUUCUUCAGAGAAGUUCCUUGUCGACAAACCACCAUUUAUUUACACUAACUUCACAAGUAACAUGUACACGUUCGGAGUCAGAUUGAAGAGUCAUGAGAACUUCAGCUCGAUUAUAUCCGAAAGAGUAUCGAUGUCCAACGAUUUGAGUAAAUCUGUAACAUUGACCAGAAGUAGCGUGAGUACAGUGAUAAUAUGCGUCGUCACUCUAUUCGUUUUACUUUCUGUCACUAUCGGAGUGUUGUUUGUGAGACACCGAAGGCUCCAAAAGAGCUUCUCGCGUUUCACAAACUCGCAUUACGAUACAAGAUCUGAUGCCGCAACUUUCGAUGAUAAUAACGGUUUAGAGGAUGACAUACCAAGAAUUCAAGGUUUCUCAGACGAUGAGCCUCUGGUCAUUGCUUAAACAAGAAUUGUAUCCUAUUUAAAAAUUCGAAAUAAAACUAUUUUAAAAAUAAAAAUAAUAACCUAUCAUAUUGAGUGUGUUAGGAAGGUUGGGUUUGUUAUGGAUGCAUUGUUUUUGUUUAUUGAUUUAGUGCUUGUCUGUAGUAUCUUCUAGUCUUGGUUUUCGUAUUUUUUAAAUGAAAUUAUUUGAGUAAUUUGUAAUAAAGAAUGAUUUUCACCGAUUGAAAUUGCUAAUAUAAUUUUUUUUUAAUCCUAAUAUCAAAAUUAUCGAAUUCAACAAUGAAUAACUGUAUUCUUCCAUUUCAAAUUAAACUUCGAUGUUUUUUUUUAUGAUUUCAAAUUUAUGACGCUAGUUGCUUUCAGAAUUUCUUCGUCGAAUUGUUGUGAUUAUAGUAUGUCGAAACAUGCUGAUUUUCGAAGGAAUUCUGUUGGUAAUCGAAAGCUACAUUUUGAGUGUUGCGUCAACCUAUUUUUAUAUUGUGAUAUAUCUGUGUCAAAAAUCUUUUCUCAAGCUGCUCAAAGUGGAACAUUUCGUUCUAUAAUUUAUUUCAAUGUUUGGUUGUACGAAUGAAAAAACCUUAUUCUUUCUAUAUUACUAUUAAUUGAUGUUUCAAUGGUAUAAAUCCUAUUAAAUAUUAGAGUUAUUGCACAACGCAAGGUAUUAAUUCCAAAGAAAUCUUUCAAGUUGAUUGGAAAUUCGAAACUUUCAUAUUGCUCGUGUCCAGAAUUAGUGUUAAAUAGAGAUUCAUAUACAUUUUUACAAAAGCUUGCAAUAUGGCAAAGAGUCGAAUUUUCUACAAACGAUUGCAGUGUUGCUUGUGAAUUUCUCAGUUCUGUGAAAUUUUAGUAUUUAGAUUUUUUUUUGAUAUAUAGGUCAAAUUCUGUGAUACUUUAAUUUUAAGUUUAUUUUGAUAUAAGUGGAAGAAUUUGACUUUAUCUUAACCUUUAUAAAAUGUUGGAUGUUCAAUAAAAUAUUGGAAAAGA